AUGACUGACUUGAGUUCCAGCAGCGUCUUUCAGAUAAAAGAACAGUCCAAGAACUCCCUAAACGGAAUUCCUCAUCAACACUUUGAUGACAUCUUCCUUGCGACUUUUUGCCGCCAAGUAGUACGGCGACUCGGGCAUUGGGUAGAAGGAGAUGAAGAAAGCGAUUGGCAAGACAGCACAAGCGAUACAAUAAUUCGUGUACGAGACAAACGGACCAAUACUGUAAGCCCACAGUAGACCUAAGGUGAUAAAUAUUUGGAAAAAUGAACCGAGUAUUCCUCGGAUUGAAGGUUCCGCGAUUUCGCCGCAGUAAACUGGUAUUACUCCAAAUGGUAUAGCAAUCGCUAGACCUCCAAUAAAUCUGGCCGCAUACAAGGCUUCAAUACUUUUUGCUGUGAAAACAAGCCCCCAGCUUAUUGCCAUAGACAAGUAUCCUGGGAAGAAACAUCCCACCAGAGUACCCACCGGAGACAAUGCUCCAAUCCAGGACGCUUCUUCGUCAGUAACUGGUCGAUCAAGCGGGUUUUCUUCUUCCACUGGGUCACUUUGGAGCAUCAGCAAAAUUGGACUCGACCAAACCAUUAUCGCACCGCCUCCCAUCACACAUAAAUUCGC
Cotesia congregata is the source of this 615-nucleotide messenger RNA. The record is from the annotation of a GenBank genome assembly. NCBI's taxonomy places the organism in Eukaryota, Metazoa, Arthropoda, Insecta, Hymenoptera, Braconidae.